Leucoraja erinaceus (little skate) is the source of this 4948-nucleotide messenger RNA. RefSeq names its product microcephalin-like. Bases 101 to 2626 code for a protein of 841 amino acids. The transcript has 14 exons. The record is from RefSeq and is a predicted model, not a curated record. Gene Ontology annotation, biological process: mitotic cell cycle. NCBI's taxonomy places the organism in Eukaryota, Metazoa, Chordata, Chondrichthyes, Rajiformes, Rajidae.
GCAUUCAACCGUCGCCGCUCCGGCCGGAUGUGGAGCGAGCGAUCGAUCCGAGCCGCAGAGAUUGGGACAAAAUAUAUUUGCACAGGAUCAUGAUUGCAGAAUGACCAGUGACUGCAGUAAAACAUCUAUUCUCCAAGAUGUAGUAGCAUUUGUGAACGUGUGGUCUUCAAACAGGACUGAAAACUAUUCAAAAUCGUUUGAAGAAGACUUGGUUGACAUGGGUGCCAGGGUUUUAAAGUACUUCAAUAAACAUGUGACCCAUGUGGUAUUCAAGGAUGGACAUGAAAGCGUGUGGAAGAAGGCCCAGAAAACUGGUGUGAAAUUGGUGUCCGUACUUUGGGUGGAAAGGUGUUUGACGACGCACACCCAUGUUGAUGAAUCCUUGUUUCCUGCAAUCAAUGAAAGUAAACAUUCACCUAAAAAUAAGAGGACACAUAGAUGCAUGAAACCCAAGGACUUCAUAGAAAAGACGCCAACAAAUAACAAAAGGCUGAAGAAAAAAUUAGAUCAAAUGAUUCGGGAGCUAGAUUUGAAAAGAACUACUGGAGCUGAUCUGAAUUUGCUCUCACUUGAAGAAGACGCUGUAGGUCUUUAUAACAGCAAUGUUGAAUUGGUUCCUUUCAAUCAUUUCUGUGGAAUGGAAAAGAGAUUGAAAGAAAUGAAAGAAAAAAGGGAAAACCCUUCCCCUACCGCCUCUCAAAUGUCUCAGUUGACAUCAGCUUCUGCCCUCGCUCCUUGCCAACCGGACCUUGGAGAAUCUCCAUCAUCAUUUGCAAAGGCAUUGUUUGCAGAUGAGUACGAAAUUGAUUCUGGAGGUGCAUCUUCCGGAGGUGCAUCAAUAAAUAAAACCUUGGGCAAAUAUGGUCACGAAAGCAAGGAUCCACUUUCAGCAGAAGCUCAUGAAGGGCAAACAGGUCACCAUUCCAGCCAAGAGUUUUUUACACGCGGAAUGCAUUUGGUGAAAUCAUCACAGGUUGAAAACGGCAAAACUUUACCGCGACGAGUGAGGAAGUCUAUUUCUAAAAUGAAAUCUCCGUUUCCGACGAGGCAGAGUGUCAAAGCUGCACUCCAUUGUGUUGAAGAGUCAGUCAGCUCAUGCAGUAAGGAAGCGAUCCAAAGUUAUUCUGAGGGAAGUGUGGAAGCUUUGAACAGUGCAGCAGUAGACCUAAGACUUUGUAAUGCGCAAAGCAACAAGAUCGUACAGUUACCUCUCCCAGUGAAGUCAGCAGCCUCCGAAAAGGAUCACAAUCUCACGCAAACCAAAUUUUCAUCUAAUGAAUGUGACAAAAAUGAUGCUUCACCUCUGAUAUCAAAUCUUUCUAGAAGAACUAAGAAUCAAUUGAGCUUAAAGAAAAAUAAAAAGUUAUGGCAGGACGAUUUUAUGGGUUUUAAAUCACCGAGAAAUAAUCCAUUGGAAGCGUGCGACUGCUCUGACAAAAAUGACGCGUGCCCCAUCAAAGAGGACCUGCUGGCGUACGAGGACUUCUUUUCUCCAGUUAACCUGAAUUGCAAAAACAAUCCAAGAUGUACAUUGGGCAUGCUUCCACCGAAAUCGCCGAGUCUUCCCGAUAUUUUUGGGAGUGGUAAGCAGAAGAGAAAAUUGCAAGAAAUUAAUCCACAAAAUUCUGCAGAUAGAACUAAAAAGGCAAGAAGUGCGACAAACGUCAGUGUUGAAGAGCAAUCUGAUGCUCGUUUUUAUGGCCAACAUGUGAAUGCAGCUGCACUGACUGGUGAAAAUGUUGCUCUUCAGCCAGAUGCCACUAAAGCUCUAAAGAAAAGGAAAUCUCACGUAAAAAACCCAUUUCAAUAUUUUCUUGACGAAUCGGGGGCACUGACAAACGACGUGCCUGAGAGAAAAGAGCCAGGCCAACAUCAUGAGAUGAAAAGGCUGGAUUUGCUUCUGAAACACAACAGUGACUUAAAACCACCAACAUUACGCCAUGAAACCCAAGCCUUUUCUGUGAUUUCCUUGCGACCCUGCGAUGAGACGAAAGCGAAUGAGAAAGACGUGCAGUGCCUUCAAGAGGACAAUAUGGCCAAGGACAUCUUAAAAUUGCAAAGCAUUGACAGUGAUUUGGAUGGCGACCCUCAUAGUGGACUCAACCAAAGCAGUCCCUCAAGAUUGAGGAUGAAUUGUUUACAUGAAGAGAAAAACAAAUUAAUUGAAGGAGCAAAUACAACCAAAAAUUGCAUAAGGAAGAAUGUGAAGCCAACAAGAACUCUUGUCAUGACAAGCAUGCCUUCUGAGAAUCAGAGCAUUAUAAUUCAAAUAGUGAAACGGUUUGGUGGCUUUCAGUUCUCGGACAACGUAUGUGAAACAACAACCCAUGUCGUAGCAGGGCAUACCCGACGCACAUUGAAUGUCUUGUUUGGAAUCGCCAGAGGCUGCUGGAUAUUGUCCUUCAACUGGAUUCUUUGGUCUUUGGAGCAAGGAUGUUGGGCUCCUGAAGAAUCAUUUGAACUAUCAACUGCGUUUCCUGCAGCUACUAAAUCAAGGACAUGUCUCACCCUGGUCAUUCUCACUUCAGGCAAGAAGUACAGAAGUGUGAAAACACACACCUCUAGAUUCAGGGACAGUUUCUUCCCAGCUGUUAUCAGGCAACUGAACCUACCUAUGACCAACUAGAAAGCAGUCCUGACCAACUACCUCGUUGGAGACCUUCGAACUAUCUUUAAUUGGACUUUACUGAACUUUAUUUUGCACUAAAUGUGCCCUUUAUCCUGUAUCUGUACACUGUGGACAGCUUGAUUGUCAUCAUGUAUAGUAUUUGUGCUGGCUGCAUAGCACGCAACAAAAAAGCUUUUCACUGUACCUCGGUACACGUGGCAAUAAUAAACGAAACUGAAAAAGAUUGGCACAAUGCUGGUGUAACUGAAUUGGACAAACAGCAUCGCUGGAAAGAAUGAAUGGGUGACAUUUCGAUUCAAGACCUUUCUUCAGACAGAGUUAGGGGUGAGAGAGAGAGAGAUAUGGAAGGAUAAGGUGUGAAAACGAAUGAUUAAAGGGGACGAAGCUCAAGGAAAAUGUAGAAUGGAUCAUUGUUAGCUGAGGGAAAGGUAACAACAAGGCAUCCAAUCAGUAAAAUUAAAUCAAUGAAACUAGUUGGAGAACCAGGAUGGGGGAGGGAUGUAAAGAGAGGGAAAGCAAGGGUUACUUGAUUAGAGAAGUCAAUACUCAAACCACUGAGUUGUGAGCAACUCAAGCGAAAUAUGAGGUGCUAUUCCUCCAAUUUGCAUUGGGCCUCACUCUGACAGUGGAGGAGGCCCAGGUCAGAAUGAGAGGAGGAGUAAAAGUGAUUAACUAGAUUAACAAGUAGGCCGAAGCGGACUGAGCAGAGGUGUUUAGCGAGCCUGCGCUUGGUCUUGCCGAUAUAUAGGAGUCCACACCUGGAACAGGAGUACAGUAGAUGAGGAUGGAGGAGGUGUAAGUGAACCUCUGCCUCACCUGAAUGGACAUCGGGGUCCUUGGAUAGAGUCGAUGGAUGAGGUAUAGGGACAGGUGUUGCAUCUCUUGUGGUUCUACCGCUGCGCCACCAUGCCACCCUCUUUUCUCCUUCCCCUGAAAAACGAUGGCAAUCAAGCCAUGCAAAUUCUAACAUGAAUUUUAUGCAAUCUGAGGCAAGAAGCCAGCACGUUUGAAUCCAAUGCUUGUCAGGAAUUAAAACCGUACCGUAACGUUUGGAACAGUUUGCAUAAGCAAUUAUCAUAUUACGAAGCAGGUCUAUUAGAUCAUCAGUAAUAUUCUCCCUGUGACCGUGUGGGUUUUCUCCAGGUGCUCCGGUUUCUUCCCACACCACAAAGACAUACCGGAUUGUAGGUUAAUUGGCCUCUGUAAAUUGUAAAUAGUUCCUAGUGGUCAAGACAGAAGUAGCGGGUCUGUGCAGAUUCAGUGGGCAAUUGCAUUGUGUUUCCACGCUGUAUCUCUAAAGUCUAAAAUGUAAACAUUAUCAAUUAUUCCAAUAGUUUUAGCAACAUCUGAGCUCUUGAUUAUUAACAGCACCAGAUGUUUAGAGAUACAGCAUAGAAACAGGCUCACCUAGUCCACGCCGACUAUCGAUCGCUCGUCCAUUCUAGUUUCAUAUUAUCCCACUUUCACAUCCACUCCCUAAACAUUAUGGGCAAUUUUAGAGGCCAAUUAACCUAUUCAGAUGGGGAAGGAAACCACAGGAGAACGUGGAAAAUCGACGCAUACGGCACCCGAAGUCAGGAUUGAACCUGCACAUUGUUGGAAUGUGGGAGGAAACUCCAGCAGGCCAUUUCGCUCAGUGUCUGUGGCAAUUCUGCUACCAAGGCCAAACUUUAUCUGCCUGCAUUUAAGUCAUAUCUGUCCGUUCCAUGCAUAUUUAUGCACGUACAUAUCCAAGUCUUCAUCCCCUUCAUCACCAGGAAAGGAAAAGAAAAACUAAAGUAUGCGGAUUUAGUGCAGUUCACCACAUUGGACGAUUACAUUCUGCUUGGUAGAAAACUGAUCAUUUGCCCUGUACAGUCACCAUCAUAAUCUAAGACCAAAGAUGGACACAAAACGCUGGAGUAACUCAGCGGGUCAGGCAGCAUCCCUGGGGAGAAGGAAUGGGUGACGUUUCAGGUCGAGAAGAAAUGUCACCAUUCCUUCUCUCUAGAGAUGCUGCCUGUCCUGCUGAAUUACUCCAGCUUUUUGGUCUACGGUUUAAAUGAGUAUCUGCAGUCCCUUCCUUCACAAAGACCAACUGGAUUCAUGACUAUUAGGUUUUACCAGAAUGCUGCCUGGAUUAGGAGGUAUUUGCUACAAGGAGUGAUUAGAGUAGUUUAGAGAUACAGCGUGGAAAACAGGCGCUUUGGCCCACCGAAUCUGCGCUGACCAACGAUCACCCCGUAUACUAGUCCUAUCUUACACACUUGGGAGGGACAAUUUACAGAAGCCAAUUAACCGGAGAUCCUUGAGAAAACUCAUGCAUGUUACAAGGAGAAC